Tuber melanosporum (Perigord truffle) is the source of this 2417-nucleotide messenger RNA. RefSeq lists its product as uncharacterized. The transcript is spliced from 7 exons. Gene Ontology annotation, molecular function: protein tag activity; ubiquitin protein ligase binding; zinc ion binding. Gene Ontology annotation, biological process: modification-dependent protein catabolic process; protein ubiquitination. Bases 1530 to 2147 code for a protein of 205 amino acids. Lineage: Eukaryota; Fungi; Ascomycota; Pezizomycetes; Pezizales; Tuberaceae. The record is from RefSeq and is a predicted model, not a curated record. Gene Ontology annotation, cellular component: cytoplasm; nucleus.
GUCCCCUUUAUUACAAGGGUCUGAACUGGGGACGAGAAACAGGGUUUUCUUCUAUCCUAUCUGCUUUCGGCAAACUUCACAUCAUUGAGGAACAUAAUUCGGUGAGCAAGCCGGGAAGCUGCCGUGAUAAAAAAAUGAAGCUCGCUUUGGCAUGGCUUUGCUGGGACUACCGUAUGAGAAAAUAUAUUCACUUUUUUCUUCUUCAUCCCUUGCAAAUUGUGAAAUUUACACUCGACUGCUGUUACUCGAGUAGAAUAUCGCUCAUGUGGUCGUGAUUUUCAUUCCUUAUUUUCUUUUUCCCCUCUCAUUUCUCCUCAUUUAACUGCAGCCCGCAUCACAAAUUUCAUCAUACUGGCUUUGAAUUGUAGCUUAGAUUGGGGAGAGAUGCGGAGUCUGGACGAGGUUGAAAUUUCUCGGUACUCGAGUAGACGUGCCACGGACGGAGGCUUCCAUAUACCGAUACUCGAGUAUGUAGAAAGCGGGCGUCCGCCUUCUGCAGUCGCUGUCGUACCUAGUCACGCUCCCUUGGUUCGUCGUUUCUUUUCUGCCUUCCCCACAAGCAUCCUCCGUGAACUGGCUGCACACAGCGAAAAGAUAACCGAGCAUGGUUUUAUGGAUUCAGUAUUUCCCUUUCAUCGAUGUGUUCUUGACGUGGUUCCAACCAGGGCCUAAAUGCAGAAAGCCCCAGAACUUCCUAGUUUGUUUAACCGGGUCGAUGGUCGAGGCUCCAAAGCUUUCUUUCGUGCGCUUCACCGCACCCACUGUCGCACCUUUUUUUGGGGGGGCGUUGAUGGUCGAAGGAAGGGGUGGUUAGUUAGCACACUAUUAACAAGCCUGGUGUAGUCGAUUGGCACCGUUUACCGCUUUCCGGAAGGGUCUCGACCGGAAUACCAACGAGGAUAGGAGGCACAGGAAAUGAUAACUAAUAGGUCCAGACACGCAGAGAUUUUUUUUCUCGGGUGGCUAACAUUGGAGAGGGGGCCGAAAGGUUGUCCGAAUGAUAGGGCACCGUAGCACGGCAAUCUACUGGGAAAACGCUCACCAGAAGGAGUAGCAGCAAGCACUAGCGAAGAUGGAGGGUAGUAAAGGAAAAUAAAGAGUGCACGGGAAGGAGGGAAGGAAUAGCGCCAGGCAGCUCCACCACCACCACCACUACCAACCCCAGGCAUCCUAUUUGCAGCUUGCGACAGGCCCGGAAUCGCCCUACCUUCCCUCAAUAACAUUCAUUCCUGUAGCGCCACCACAUGCUACGUAGCUCUGUUUCGUGCUUUCUAGGACAUACUGACCACACACCUUACUACGGGGGGCUGACUCUCCCUGUACCUCUUGGGCGCUAUAUAUAUCCACCACUUUUCCUCCCUCCUUCCAUCCUCCUUGCUUCGCCCACUUCAUCCACUUCAUCGUUCAUCCACUCCUCCGAUCACCACCAACAUUACCUAUAACAAAGCUGCCAUCGUUACACUCAACGUACCCCGAUUCAUCAGAAAUCAUCUAUAAAGAUCAUCCUUCAAGCUCUUUGAUUGAACAAAAUGCAGAUCUUUGUUAAGACUCUUACUGGAAAGACCAUUACCCUCGAGGUCGAGUCAUCAGAUACCAUCGAUAACGUGAAGAGCAAGAUUCAGGAUAAAGAAGGAAUUCCCCCAGAUCAACAACGUCUCAUCUUCGCUGGAAAGCAACUUGAAGACGGUCGGACUUUGUCUGAUUACAAUAUCCAAAAAGAAUCUACUCUUCACUUGGUUUUGCGGCUGCGCGGAGGAAUGCAGAUUUUCGUGAAGACUUUGACCGGGAAGACCAUCACCUUGGAGGAGGGGAUCCCUCCGGAUCAGCAGAGGUUGAUAUUUGCUGGGAAGCAACUCGAAGAUGGAAGAACAUUAUCGGAUUACAACAUUCAAAAGGAGUCGACCCUACAUCUUGUUCUCCGAUUAAGAGGUGGCGCGCCGAAGAAGAAGAUCUGCAAUUUCAAGGAGUGUACUACUCCUGCGCAGCGCAUCGUUGGCGACUGCAGAUUUUGCGAUGGACAUUACUGUGGCAAGCACCGUCUGUUGGAGGAUCACAAGUGUAGCGGCUUGGAGGACUGCAGGAAGGAAUCGCACGACCGGAAUGCGAUCAAACUGAACUCCGAGAGGACUGUGGUUGGCAAAGUUUAGGCGGGUCAUAACCAUAGGCCCAGUUUGAUUUUCAUUUUGACAAUUUGUUUUCUUGUGUUCUAGCUAGUGCAGAAGUGUCGGUUUUACAUUUCAGGGAGGAACGGUCCAGAUACCCAGCAUCUCCGAAGCGCUUUUAUUUUAUCCCCAUAACUUGUACAUUUAUGUUUUUUCUUUUUUUCUUUUCUGUAUUACGUUACGAUUCGGACAUGUUUGCGACGGUCGGGAGGGGGUCGGGGUUUGUUUUUUCCUCGAAUUUAGCGGUAUUCUAAA